Messenger RNA from Aspergillus puulaauensis, 3312 nucleotides. It is a transcript of the gene niiA, whose product is annotated as nitrite reductase niiA. Bases 1 to 3312 code for a protein of 1103 amino acids. The transcript has 9 exons. Lineage: Eukaryota; Fungi; Ascomycota; Eurotiomycetes; Eurotiales; Aspergillaceae. The record is from RefSeq and is a predicted model, not a curated record. Gene Ontology annotation, molecular function: heme binding; nitrite reductase [NAD(P)H] activity; flavin adenine dinucleotide binding.
AUGCCCUUGCUGGACGGUCCCCGAAACGCUGAAACUGUCAAUACCAGCGUCCACCAUGGCCUCUCCGUCAUCGAUGGGAUCGACCCCCUUGCAGAGCGAGAAAGCUUCAGUCAGGAUUCUAAUAGGCGCCAAAAGAUCGUAGUGGUGGGACUGGGGAUGGUUGCCGUUGCGUUUAUAGAAAAGCUUGUUAAACUAGAUUCAGAAAAACGCAAAUACGAUAUUGUUGUCAUUGGAGAAGAACCACACAUUGCCUACAACCGUGUGGGUUUGUCGUCCUACUUUGAGCACCGCAAAAUCGAGGAUCUAUACCUCAACCCAAAAGAAUGGUAUGGCUCCUUCAAAGACCGAUCUUUCGAUUAUUAUCUCAACACUCGGGUAACCGACGUCUUUCCUCAAUAUAAAACCGUCAAGACCUCAAUCGGUGACAUAAUUGCUUACGAUACCCUCGUUCUCGCGACUGGAUCAGACGCCGUUCUUCCUACUAGCACACCUGGCCAUGAUGCCAAGGGCAUAUUCGUUUAUCGUACCAUCUCUGAUCUUGAACGUCUCAUGGACUUCGCUUCCACUCACAAGGGUCAAACCGGCGUCACGGUUGGGGGAGGGCUACUCGGUCUGGAAGCCGCCAAAGCCAUGACGGAUCUUGAAGAUUUCGGCAGUGUCAAGUUAAUAGACCGCAACAAAUGGGUUCUGGCUAGACAACUUGAUGGUGAUGCUGGUUCCCUUGUAACAAAGAAGAUCAGGGACCUUGGUUUGGAGGUGCUUCACGAAAAGCGCGUGGCGAAAAUCCAUACCGACGAUGAUAACAAUGUGACGGGUGUGCUUUUCGAGGAUGGUCAGGAGAUCAAUUGCUGCUGCAUAUGUUUCGCGAUCGGAAUUCGACCACGAGAUGAACUGGGGGGCAGUGCUGGAAUUCAGUGCGCUAGACGGGGUGGUUUCGUUAUUGAUGAGAGCUUACGAACAUCAGUCGACGAUAUUUAUGCAAUUGGCGAAUGUGCCAGCUGGGAAAACCAAACGUUCGGUAUCAUUGCUCCUGGUAUCGAGAUGGCCGACGUGCUCUCAUUCAACUUGACGAACCCCGACAAAGAACCUAAGAAAUUCAACAGGCCCGAUCUGAGUACGAAGCUCAAGCUGCUGGGAGUGGACGUUGCCAGUUUCGGGGACUUUUUUGCUGACAGGGAUGGGCCUAAAUUUCUUCCAGGCCAACGGCCUUCUGCGGAAAAUGUUGGAAGCGCAGACUUCGCAGGCGAAGAAGAGCCUCAAGUCAAGGCCCUUACGUACAGAGAUCCAUUUGGCGGAGUUUACAAAAAGUACUUGUUCACUAUGGAUGGGAAAUACCUGUUAGGAGGUAUGAUGAUUGGUGACACGAAAGACUACGUCAAGCUCAACCAGAUGGUCAAGACACAGAAGCCCUUGGAGGUACCACCCAGCGAGUUUAUCCUAGGCGCUCAAAGUGGCGGGGAGGAGAAUGCGGACGACCUUGAUGACAGCACCCAGAUCUGCUCAUGUCACAAUGUAACAAAGGGUGAUGUGGUCGAGAACGUCAAAAGCGGCACUUGCAAAACAUUAGCUGAAGUAAAGUCAUGCACCAAGGCUGGCAGCGGCUGUGGAGGCUGCAUGCCCCUGGUACAGUCAAUCUUCAACAAGACGAUGUUGGAUAUGGGUCAAGAAGUCUCCAAUCACUUGUGUAUCCAUAUUCCGUACUCGAGAGCCGACCUCUACAAUGUCAUUGCAAUUCGACAGUUGAGGACUUUUGACGACGUUAUGAAGUCUGUUGGAAAAUGCGCUGACUCUCUCGGGUGCGAAAUCUGCAAACCGGCCAUCGGCUCAAUCCUCGCAAGUCUUUUCAACCCACACAUUAUGGAUAAGGAGUAUCAUGAGUUGCAAGAUACCAACGACAGAUUCCUUGCCAAUAUCCAAAGGAACGGUACAUUUUCUGUCGUCCCUCGUGUUCCCGGGGGAGAAAUCACGGCAGACAAGUUAAUCGCUAUCGGUCAAGUAGCGAAGAAAUAUGACCUAUACUGCAAAAUCACGGGUGGCCAGCGUAUCGAUAUGUUUGGUGCUAAGAAGCAAGAUCUACUCGAAAUCUGGACUGCUCUCGUUGAUGCUGGUAUGGAGAGUGGUCAUGCUUAUGCCAAGUCACUUCGAACCAUCAAGAGCUGUGUUGGAACUACGUGGUGCCGGUUUGGUGUAGGGGAUAGUGUUGGUAUGGCUAUUCGACUAGAGCAACGAUACAAGAGUAUCCGAGCUCCUCACAAAUUCAAGGGUGCCGUAUCUGGUUGCGUUCGAGAGUGUGCCGAGGCGCAAAACAAAGACUUCGGUCUUAUUGCUACCGAAAAAGGUUUCAACAUCUUCGUUGGCGGAAACGGAGGCGCCAAACCCCGACACUCAGAGUUACUCGCUAAAGACGUGCCACCGGAAGAGGUUAUCCCUAUUCUGGACCGCUAUGUCAUCUUCUAUAUCAGAACAGCGGACAAGCUGCAGCGAACAGCGCGGUGGCUCGAAAAUCUCCCAGGAGGGAUCGAAUAUCUCAAAGACGUCGUUCUCAACGACAAACUUGGGAUAGCAGCAGAAAUGGAGAAGCAAAUGCAAGCGCUGGUUGACAGCUACUUCUGUGAAUGGACCGAGACCGUCAGAAACCCCAAGAGACGCAAGUAUUUCCAACAAUUCGCCAAUACUGACGAGACAAUCGAAACUGUGGAGAUCGUCAAGGAGCGUGAACAAGUGCGUCCGACAUACUGGCCCAAGGACGGAGCAAGUGAAGAUUUCAAGGGCCAUGAAUGGUCUAGUCUCUCAUGGCAGCCCGUCAUCAAAGCCGAUUACUUUUCAGACGGCCCACCUGCAAUCUCUUCCGCCAACAUCAAGCGCGGAGACACGCAGUUGGCCAUUUUUAAAGUCAAGGGCAAGUACUACGCUACGCAGCAAAUGUGUCCUCACAAACGGGCGUUCGUCCUAUCCGAUGGCUUGAUUGGAGACGACGACGCCGGAAAGUACUGGGUGUCGUGUCCAUACCACAAGCGUAACUUUGAACUCAACGGCGAGCAGUCAGGCCGUUGCUCGAACGACGAGGAAAUGAAUAUUGCCACUUUCCCAGUCGAGCAGCGCGAGGAUGGCUGGAUUUACAUGAAGCUUCCUCCUGUCGAGGAGCUCGAUUCCAUUCUUGGUACAGAGAAGUGGAAAGUUAGGAAGGGUGAGGCUGCAGAUCCGUUUGAGGCGUACGACAGGAAGUACAAGGGGAUGAAAGGCAAGAGGGCUACGGGGAAGGGGAUUGAGGGCAGUAGGCCAGUCCGUUCCACAGAUACCAUCGACUGGUAA